UACCAAUGUAUGUCAGUCUGCCGCACUAAGGCAAAUCAAAGUGUUUCAAAUGGCGGACAAGAAUGGCAGAAAAGUGGUCUUAGCGACUAACAUAGCGGAAACUAGCGUCACUAUACCCGGGAUUGUUUAUGUGAUCGACUGCGGUUUCCACAAGCUGCCCUACUUCGACCCGUCGGUCGGCGUCGAGAGUCUGUGCGUCUGUCCGUUGUCGCGCGACAAUGCGCGACAACGCGCCGGCCGCGCGGGACGCACGCAGAGGGGCAAGUGUUAUAGAUUAUACACAGAGGCGGAAUUUGACAAGCUGCCUGCCAGCGUUCCACCGGAGAUAUCGAGAAGUGAUCUGUCAUCCGUACUGCUGCAGCUUAAAGCUCUCGGCAUACAUAAUUUACUCAGGUUCACAUUCCCAACGCCGCCGCCAGCUAAAAGUCUACUCUCCGGUCUAGAAACACUCUACGCUUUAAAAGCAAUAGACAAAGAUGGGAACCUGACACCUUCGCUAGGAGAGAAUAUGGCGGAGUUACCGCUGAGACCCAUGUGCGCUAAAAUGCUGUGUAAUAGCGGCGAAUACGGUUGCGUUGAGGAGGCACUGUCGAUCGCUUGCAUGCUUCAAGUAGAGGGCGUGUUCACGAAGAGUGCGACGGGGAAGGACAACAUUGCAGCUAGGAUGUCUAGAAGAAAUAACUUUGAGGUAGCCGAGGGCGAUAUAAUAAUGUACCUAAACGUAUUCGAUUCUUACAUGAAAGUGAAGAACUCGAUACAAGAUGAGAAACGGUCGAAGAAGGCGUGCAGGGAAUGGUGUCAAAAGAUGUAUGUCAACCAUCGCGUUAUGGAGAAGGCCUGCGACAUUAGAGACAGCUUGGAAAAAUUAAUAAAGAGAAAGUUCGGGAUUGAAAAUAAAACGUUCGAAGGACCAGACUUAGGAACAGCGAAAUGUCAAAGGAUAAUGAAAUGCGUGCUAUCGGGAUUCUUCCCCCAAGCGGCGCACCUAAGCACAGACUCCACAUACAGAGGCGUCAGAGGCGCUAUAUUACACAUCAGCCCGGACAGCUGUCUGUUCAGAGUGCAGCAGCCGUCGUGGGUGGUGUUUGCCAGCGUCCAGAGCUCUGGUGACAAGACAUACAUGCGCGAUAUGAUGAUGAUAAACAAGGACUGGCUCAUAGAAACAGCCCCGCAUUAUUAUAAACAAACGUAAUAUUAAUAUACUACGAGAUAUUAAU
Molecule: messenger RNA, 1217 nt
Organism: Cydia splendana
Lineage: Eukaryota; Metazoa; Arthropoda; Insecta; Lepidoptera; Tortricidae
Product: probable ATP-dependent RNA helicase DHX35
Exons: 9
Coding region: 50-1192 (380 amino acids)
Cellular component (GO): intracellular anatomical structure; catalytic step 2 spliceosome
Molecular function (GO): helicase activity; RNA binding
Source: RefSeq, a predicted model, not a curated record